UUAGACGCGAUAUUAUUGGGUGAAUUAUUGUUAUGUGUGGUUUAGUAGUUUAGUGGUUUAUUUAUCCGUAGUGUAUUAUUCAUAAAACGGGUGGAGUCUUUUGUCAACAGUUAAAUAGCGACAAGUGUCAGAAUAUUGGAGAUUUUUUAUAAUAUGGGUUGUGCGGUCAGUACAACAGGAGACAAAGCAGCAUCAGCAAGAUCUAAAAAAAUUGACAGAGAUUUAAGAGCAGAUGGAGAAAGGGCCGCCAGCGAAGUCAAACUUCUCCUCCUUGGAGCAGGAGAAUCCGGUAAAAGUACCAUAGUUAAGCAAAUGAAAAUAAUACAUGAAUUGGGUUACACGCAUGAAGAAUGUGAGCAAUACAGACCUGUUGUGUAUAGUAACACCAUACAGAGUUUGAUGACUAUUAUAAGAGCAAUGGGACAAUUGAGAAUUGAUUUUGCUGAUCCAAGCAAAGUUGAUAUUGCAAGGCAGUUUUUUACAUAUGCCAGUGCUGCAGAGGAAGGAGAAUUAACUUGUGAGCUAGUGAUGCUUAUGAAAAAAUUAUGGCAGGAUCCAGGAGUUCAACUGUGUUUCUCUAGAUCUCGUGAAUAUCAGCUAAAUGAUUCUGCAGCUUAUUAUCUAAACGCAUUGGAUAGAAUAUCUCAAAAGAAUUACAUUCCUUCUCAACAAGAUGUACUAAGGACAAGGGUCAAAACAACUGGAAUAGUUGAAACACAUUUCUCCUUUAAAAAUCUUCAUUUUAAGAUGUUUGAUGUAGGGGGACAAAGGUCUGAAAGAAAAAAAUGGAUCCACUGUUUUGAGGGUGUUACAGCCAUUAUAUUUUGUGUUGCUUUGUCUGGUUAUGAUUUGGUCCUUGCUGAAGAUGAAGAAAUGAACCGUAUGGUAGAAUCUAUGAAAUUGUUUGAUUCAAUUUGCAAUAGCAAGUGGUUUGUCACUAGUUCUAUAAUUCUUUUUCUCAACAAAAAGGACCUUUUCACAGAAAAAAUUGUCAAAAGUCCAUUAACAAUAUGUUUCCCUGAGUAUACAGGCCCUAAUACUUAUGAAGAUGCCUCUUCAUAUAUCAGAAUGAAAUUUGAAAAUCUCAAUAGGAGAAAGGAUCAGAAGGAAAUCUACACUCAUUUUACAUGCGCAACUGACACAAACAACAUUCAGUUUGUAUUUGAUGCGGUCACUGAUGUAAUCAUCAAAAAUAAUCUUAAAGAUUGCGGCCUACUGAUGUAAGUCUCUAUUUAGUUUGUUAGCAUUUAAUUAACAUUUUUGUUCAUUUCCAUAAACUCCCAAAAUAAUUUUAAUAUUUAUGGUAAUACAGAUUUACAAUACAAUAUUUACAAUAUAGUACUUAUAAGAGAUUCCCAAAUUAAGUGAACCAUUCUUGUGAGGUUUUUUUUUCUGUACCCUAUUAGAAAACCUGCAAUCGUCAUCAUUAAACACAGAUUUUUAAGAAUAAAUAAGAGCAGAGUAUUAUUCCUCAAAAUUACUUAGCAUGAGUCUCAUUUGAACUUCAUAUAUAUUUAUAAUUUUUUUCCAUACAUGACAUUUUUUGUAUUUUUUUGUUUCACCUGUAUGUUUUUUUUAUAUAAGUUAUGUUGCUAGUACUAAGAAUUUUCCCUCAUAAUAUGUUGCACUUAAUGUGUUACCCUGUGAUAAUGUUUAACCUUUAACUGUCGAAUGUACUCUCCUUUGAAAAUUAAUUUUUAUUGUUAUUUGCUGGUUAUACUGACUUUUAUCUCCAAAAAUGUGAUUCAGUUACCUUGCGUAAACUUACUCUCCAAUAAAGGCUCAAAAUUAAAAAUCGCUACGACCCCUAUUUCAAAGACUUGCAUGUUAUUUUUUGAACUGACAUACUAUAAUCAGUAUUCAUUUGUAUACAAAAUACAUUCUCCUGGUGCAACUAGCGUUAUUAUACUUAUAGAAACAGAAUUAAAAUAUUUUUGUCCUUUUUGAUACUUUUUUUUAUAAAGCGAAAAAAUGUUACUUUAGUGUAUUUUUGGUAUCAUAUUUUGUGUAAA
Cylas formicarius (sweet potato weevil) is the source of this 2012-nucleotide messenger RNA. RefSeq names its product G protein alpha i subunit (gene Galphai). Gene Ontology annotation, molecular function: G protein-coupled receptor binding; GTPase activity; G-protein beta/gamma-subunit complex binding. The transcript is spliced from 4 exons. Gene Ontology annotation, biological process: adenylate cyclase-modulating G protein-coupled receptor signaling pathway. The record is from RefSeq and is a predicted model, not a curated record. The coding region runs from base 154 to 1224 and encodes 356 amino acids. Gene Ontology annotation, cellular component: heterotrimeric G-protein complex. NCBI's taxonomy places the organism in Eukaryota, Metazoa, Arthropoda, Insecta, Coleoptera, Brentidae.